This is a messenger RNA of Uranotaenia lowii, 5928 nucleotides long. RefSeq lists its product as uncharacterized. The transcript has a single exon. The coding region runs from base 1 to 5928 and encodes 1975 amino acids. The record is from RefSeq and is a predicted model, not a curated record. Gene Ontology annotation, biological process: DNA integration. Lineage: Eukaryota; Metazoa; Arthropoda; Insecta; Diptera; Culicidae. Gene Ontology annotation, molecular function: zinc ion binding; nucleic acid binding.
AUGAACGAUCGUGCUAAUACCACAUCCCACGACUGCCAGUCGUGUGAACGACCCAACUCGGCAGAAGAUGAAAUGGUUGAAUGUUGCAUAUGCACAUUGUGGGAGCAUUUCGGAUGCGCAGGAGUGGACUCCCGGGUUAAGGAUGCGAAUGUGAAGUAUGUGUGCAAGGGGUGCGCGGCUAGCCAGAACACUUCCGACAAACCUGCUGGGAAAAAUAAGUCCAAAUCGAAGUCCGGUAAGUCUGCUCUUGGAUCCCGUCGAAAGAAACCACUAACGGACAUCGCAGAGAGCGUUUCGUCCAGUACUCGUGCGGCAAUAAUGGCACAGCAACUAAAAAUGGUCGAGGAGGAACAACAACUUCAGGCACAGGAAUUAGCGGAAAAAAAGGAGCAAAAAAGGCGUGAGCGGGAGGAAUCCGAGCGCCAGUUGCAAGAAAAAAAGAAGCUAGUGGAAGAAGAGAAGGCUCUUCGGGUCAAGCAGCUGCAGGAAGAAGCGGAGAUGAAAACAUUGGAGCAGAGACUGAGAAGAGAAUCGCUUGACAAACGGAACCAGAUCGUCAAGGCGCUCGCUGCCAGCAGCCAUGGUGGCUCAAUAUUGGGAUCGGUUGCUAGUUCAAGUCGCGAUUCACGUUCGAAAGUCCAGAGUUGGUUGGACAAAUCAGAAUCCGGAAAAGAAGAAGAAUUUCCCACGGAUAUGGGCCUCCAGGUUUCCCCCAUAUCCGCAGCCCAUCGUUCAGCAAUAUCGAACUGCUCCAAAGUUCCGGUUCCAACGAACCAUUCCUUCGUAAGGUCCCAUGUACUCAACUCGAAAUCCCAAACUCCAGUUGCGCUUAAUCGGCCGGCAGUUCCGCGCACCAGACUCACUCAAGAGCAAAUAGCCGCGCGUCAGGUUUUAGGAAAAGAACAUCUCAUCUUCGACGGGAAUCCGGAAGAGUGGCCAAUUUUUAUCAGCCAUUUUGAGCAGUCGACAUCUGACUGCGGCUUUACGGAUACGGAGAACAUGCUUCGGUUACAAAAAUGUUUGCGUGGACCAGCGUAUGAGGCCGUGAGAAGCCGUCUUUAUCUUCCUUCAGACGUACCGCUCGUGAUAUCGACCUUACGAACAUUUUUCGGUCGACCUGUUCUUGUCAUCAAAUCGCUGCUGAAUAAAAUACAUCAGGUACCACCGCCAAAACUGGACCGCCUAGACACUUUGAUGCAUUUCGCACUGGCAGUGCAAAAUUUCGUUGGCUCGCUGAUUGCUGGUGAACAGAGAGAGUAUCUGGCAGACCCGAUUCUCGUACAGGAGCUAGUCGAAAAGCUUCCUGUCCCAUGGCAAAUGGAGUGGGCGGCUUUCGAAAUUCAACACCAAUCCGUUACGUUGGAAACGUUUGGCGAAUUCAUGUCCGUAUUGAUGACCAUGGCCAGUAGAGUCUCGUUCAAAAGUCCGAACUUUGGAAACAUUACUCGAUCGGACUCGAAUAAGCGGAAGCCGAAAGAAACGGGAUUAUUGUACACCCACGCACCCGAAUCCGAUCAACCGAAAGCGACAGAUGUUGCUUUGCAAGUUCGCCAUCGACCAAGUAAGCCUUGCUUCUGUUGCGGACGAGAGGGACACCGAGUAGCUGAGUGCCCACAAUUUAAAGCAGCCAGUGUGGACGAUCGUUAUAAAUUGGUCCAGCUGAAGAAACUAUGCAGAACUUGCCUGAAUAGUCAUGGAAAGUGGCCUUGCCGAUCCUGGACAGGAUGCGGAGUUGAAGGCUGUCGACAUAAACACCACACACUUCUUCAUCCAUCAGCCAACAGCAACCAGAAUGUCAGUUUUUCCGCCAGUCACGUGUCCUCGGAAGAUUUGACUUGGACACUUUUCAGAGUGGUUCCGGUUGUCCUCUAUGGAAAGAAUCGCUCUCAACUGAUUUUCGCCUUCAUCGAUGAGGGCUCGUCUUACACCCUUCUAGAAGAAUCCGUCGCCAAUCAACUCGGCUUGGAUGGCCCUAAGCAGCCGCUCACUCUGCAGUGGACUGGAAAUGUUACACGAGAGGAACAGCAGUCGCAGCUAGUGGAACUGAAUAUUUCCGCAAAAAAUUCUACUCGCCAGUACCAAAUGAACCAUGUUCGCACUGUUCGUAGCCUAAUGAUCCCCUCGCAAACUUUAAAAUAUCGUGAGCUGUCACGCCGCUUCCCUCACCUACGGGGUCUCCCGGUAGAAGAUUUUGAACUCGUUCAGCCACAAUUGCUGAUAGGUCUGGACCAUCUACGACUUUGUGUACCAUUGAAGCUACGGGAAGGCGGCCCAAAGGAUCCGAUCGGGGCAAAAUGCAGAUUGGGUUGGAGUAUCUACGGAUGUGUUUCUGGAAAUCCUUCCACGCCAGCCGUCAUAAAUCUACACCUCGGGGCGAUAUCCGAUCCAGAUAGGGAGAUGAACGAACAACUGCGUGAUUACUUCGAACUGGAGAGUUCGGGUGUAAAGAUUCCGAACAGUAUUCUUGACACCGAAGAUGACAAACGGGCGAGGCAACUCCUGCAAGAAACGACACGACGAUUGGAAUCAGGUAUCGGAUUCGAGACUGGGCUUCUUUGGAAGACUGACGACCUGAACUUUCCUGACAGCUACCCCAUGGCUUCUCGUAGAGAAGAGUGCUUGGAAAGAAGAUUCGCACGGGACCCACAACUGGAGGCAAAGGUUCGUGAGCAGAUAGCCGACUACGUGCGUAAAGGAUAUGCGCAUCAAGCCACAUUAGAAGAGCUGACGUCUGUUCCACCGGAACGUGUGUGGUAUCUCCCUCUGGGCGUCGUGACCAAUGCUAAGAAGCCAGGAAAGAUCAGAUUAAUCUGGGAUGCGGCAGCCAAGGUUGGUGGAACAUCUUUUAACUCGAACCUUCUCAAGGGGCCAGACCUCUUAACCCCACUUCUACAAGUUCUCUACCAGUUCCGCCAGUUCCCAGUAGCAGUGUGCGGCGAUCUGAUGGAAAUGUUCCAUCAAAUCAAGAUUCGCUUUCCCGACUGCCAAUCUCAACGGUUCCUCUUCCGUGAGCAUCCAACGGCAGAGCCAAAGGUCUACAUCAUGGAUGUGGCCACAUUUGGGUCUACCUGUUCCCCGUCUUCAGCCCAAUUCAUCAAAAAUCUCAACGCCCAAGAGCUCGCUUCAGAGUAUCCUCGCGCAGCAGUAGCCAUUGCAAACAACACCUACGUAGAUGACUACUUGGGCAGUUUCAUGUCGAUUGAUGAAGCUGUGGAAGUCGUAAAUGAGAUAAAGCUGGUGCAUUCCAAGGGCGGUUUCACGCUACGACGCUUCUUGUCCAACGAAGCAGAAGUUUUGCGAGGAAUCGCAGAAUUCGCUGAGGUCGAAGACAAGGUUCUCACCCUGGAGAGAGGGGAGAAAUCAGAAUCGGUGCUGGGAAUCAAGUGGCUGCCAAAAGACGACGUUUUCAUCUAUUCAUUUGAACUUCGAGAUGACCUCAAACAAAUUCUGAACGAGCAGCACAUUCCUACAAAACGCGAGGUCCUCAAAGUAGUAAUGAGCUUAUUUGACCCCCUCGGUUUCAUCUCGUUCUUUUUAGUGCAUGGGAAAAUCCUCAUGCAGGAUAUCUGGGCCCGAGGAACGCAGUGGGACGAAAAUAUUCCGCAAGAUCUCAACAUGCGAUGGCGAGAAUGGACGAAUCGGUUCCCAGACUUAGGCAAAGUACGAAUCCCCCGAUGUUACUUUCCAUCUCCAUUCCCAAAGAAUCUCGAGAACCUGCAAAUACAUGUCUUCGUAGACGCGAGUGAGGCCGCUUUCUCCAGCGUGGCCUAUUUUCGCUUGGAGAUGGAUGGAGUGGUUCAAGUUGCUUUCAUCGGAUCCAAAACUAAGGUGGCUCCGCUCAAGACGGUCUCAAUUCCUCGACUCGAACUGAAAUCAGCCGUGCUAGGAACACGUCUCCUGAAUACAAUAUCAAGCCAACACACCUUUCGCAUAGGCCACCGAUACAUGUGGAGCGACGCCGGAGUCUGCCUAGCGUGGAUUCGUUCCAAGGAUCACCGAAAAUACCACCAAUUUGUUUCCGUACGGAUCGGUGAAAUUUUAAUGUCAACCGAUCCCAGAGACUGGAGAUGGGUUCCUUCAAAAAUGAACGUGGCCGAUCAAGCAACCAAGUGGAAAGAAGGACCACAGCUAUCGAUGCAGAAUCCAUGGUUCCGGGCACCAGAAUUCCUGUACGAACCCGAGAAACGAUGGCCGAAAGAGCGCACUGUCCAGACAACAAGUGAAGACCUUCGAACAGUGCACUUAAACCUUGGGCACUUCUCUCCAAAUCCUGCAAUCAUCGACACAACUCGCUUCGAUUCCUGGAUUAAAUUGCUUCGAACCACGGCCUUCACGUUUCGUUAUAUUGACAACUUCAAACGGGACCUGGUCGACGAACCAUUGGAGCUAGGAUUGCUCACCCAGAAAGAGCUCGAACGUGCUGAACGCCUGCUUUGGAGAAUCGCUCAAGCAGAAUCAUAUCCCGAGGAGAUUGCACUACUUUCUGAAACACAAGGUCCCCCUGAAAGUCGUCACAGUGUCGUCAAGAAGUCCAGCACAAUCUACAAGUAUUGGCCGUUCCUGGACGAGGAUGGUGUUUUGCGAAUGCGCGGCCGUAUCGGUGCUGCACCAUUCGCACCGACAGAAGCUAAGUUUCCCACGAUUCUCCCCAGAAAGAACUAUAUUACAUUUUUGAUCGUCGACAGGUAUCAUCGUCGUUUCCGACACGCAAAUCGGGAAACCAUCGUCAACGAGAUCCGACAACGUUUCGAAAUUCCCAAGCUGAGGUCCCUCGUCUACAAGGUGGCGCAGAAGUGUUCCUGGUGUCAGGUGAUGAAGGCCAGGCCAAGACCUCCAGCCAUGGCACCACUUCCAAAAUUUCGGCUGACAGCAUUCGUGCGCCCUUUCACAUCUGUAGGCUUAGACUAUUUCGGGCCAGUUCUCGUAAAGGUUGGCAGACGCAAUGAAAAACGCUGGGUGGCUCUUUUCACGUGCCUGACCAUCCGUGCUGUACAUUUAGAGGUGGUUCAUUCGCUAAGCACGGAAUCCUGUAUAAUGGCAGUUCGCCGUUUCGUCGCGCGUCGUGGUCCGCCGAAGGAGUUCUGGACGGACAACGCUACUUGCUUCCAAGGUGCCAGCAACAUAUUGAAAGAGGAAAUUGCCGCUAAGACGAACGCCCUUGCUCUCACGUUUACCAGCGCCGAAACUAGCUGGAAGUUUAUCCCACCUGCCACUCCGCACAUGGGCGGGGCGUGGGAAAGGUUGGUCCGCUCAGUCAAGGUGGCGAGCGGUGCUAUCUUGGAAACAUCUCGUAAACCGGACGACGAAACGUUGGAAACCAUCCUGUACGAAGCCGAAGCAAUGAUCAACAGUCGACCGCUCACCUACAUUCCGUUGGAGUCGGCCGACCAAGAAGCGUUGACCCCAAACCAUUUUAUAUUGGGUAGUUCAACUGGAGCGAAGAUUCUACCAACAGAGCCUGUGGAUUACCGAACAACACUCCGCAGCAGCUGGAAACUGGCGCAGUAUAUAACCGAUCAAUUCUGGACGAGGUGGCUGAAAGAAUAUUUGCCCAUGAUCUCUCGUAGAACAAAGUGGUUUGAGGAAACCAAGGAUCUGGAAGUCGGUGAUCUGGUCAUGAUGCCUGACGGUGCAAUACGGAAUCGGUGGACUCGAGGUAGAGUGGAGCAAGUAAUUCCUGGACGAGACGGCAGAGUAAGAGAGGUCGUGGUUCGGACAACUUCGGGUACCUUUAGGAAGGCAGCGUCGAAAUUAGCUGUUUUAGACGUCGUCGAAAGAUGUGAACCUGAGACAGUGGUUCCAGAUUUGCACCAAGGUUCACGGGCGGGGGAAUGUGACGACGGGGUCCCUCGUUGCCGCAACACUGCUCGACGCGACGCUGCAUCAGAUGACAGAAUUGACGUUCGCGGAGAGAACUGCCACGAGUGA